Molecule: messenger RNA, 1638 nt
Organism: Lathyrus sativus (Indian pea)
Lineage: Eukaryota; Viridiplantae; Streptophyta; Magnoliopsida; Fabales; Fabaceae
Source: the annotation of a GenBank genome assembly
AUGGCUUCAUUAUGGCGCGCAGGGACCAAGCUAACUCUACUAGCAUCCGCCAUCGGCGGCGGUGGCGCAGCGGCGCUCAUUGCCACCUCCGACGAUCCUGCAACGGCCUUCAAUCUCUCCACAACUAUCCCUCGUCGCCUCUUUGCCGACGCGGUCGCUGCCGCCAACAUUGUGUUCGAUUAUGAAUAUUCACUAUGGGGAAUCCCGGAAGGAAGUAGUGAAAGGGAGAAAAUCAAGCAUGAAGUUCACCUCCGUUCAGCAGAAAAACUUCGAGACCUGUGUUUUAAGAAUGGAGGGAUUUAUAUAAAGCUUGGGCAACAUCUCGGGCAAUUGGAAUACUUAGUUCCUAAAGAAUAUGUUCAGACCAUGAGGGAGUCCAUGCUAAAUAGAUGUCCGGUUUCUUCGUAUGAACAAAUAUGUACUGUAUUCAAGAAAGAGUUUGGAGAGACACCGGAUAAAGUAUUUGCCGAGUUCGAUCCAGUUCCAAUAGCAAGUGCAUCCCUUGCACAAGUUCACGUAGCACGCACACACGAUGGCCAGAAAGUUGCUGUGAAGGUCCAACACUCUCACAUGACUGAAACCGCGGCUGCUGAUCAAGCCACUGUAGAAUUGAUUGUGAACACUCUACAUAAUUUUUUCCCCAGUUUUGAUUACAGGUGGUUGAUUGACGAGAUUAAAGAGAGUUUACCUCAGGAAUUGGACUUUUUAACGGAGGCAAAGAACAGUGAGAGGUGUUUGGAGAACUUCCAUAAGUUGUCUCCUCAUAUCGCAAAUUAUGUAUAUGCACCAAAAGUAUAUUGGAAUCUGAGUUCGUCAAAGCUGCUUACAAUGGAAUACAUCGAUGGUGCUUAUGUAAAUGAUGUGAAGGCCAUUAAGAAACUAGGGAUCCGUCCACAUGAACUUUCGAUAUUGGUUAGUCAAACUUUUGCUGAAAUGAUGUUCAAGCAUGGGUUUGUACACUGUGAUCCACAUGCUGCAAAUUUGUUGGUUCGCCCAUUGCCUUCCAGCAAAGCUAGCAUCCUCGGUUGGAGAAAACCACAGUUGAUUCUUUUAGACCACGGACUCUAUAAAGAGCUUGACUUCAAUACAAGAACUAAUUAUGCUGCACUAUGGAAGGCGUUGAUAUUUGCUGAUGCUAAUGCAAUCAAGAAAUACAGUACAAAGUUGGGUGCCGGGGAGGAUUUAUAUGCACUUUUUGCUGGAGUUCUAACAAUGAGACCUUGGAAUAGAGUUGUUGACCCAUCAAUGGAUCACUUAGUUAUAAAAGGAAGUCAGAGUGAACUAUCAGAACUUCAGAUGUAUGCUUCUGAAUAUUUCCAUGAAAUCUCAGAGCUUCUAAGGAGAUUACCACGUGUGAUUCUUCUAAUGAUGAAGACAAAUGACUGUUUACGGGCAGUCAACAAUACCCUGAUACAGGGAUCACAUUUGGAAACAUCCCUGAAGACAUCUUGUAUCAUUGGAAGGGUUUCUUCCGAGGCUGUCACUGCGGCAAAAAUGUCACAAAGCAAGUCAGUUCUAACUUGGUUUAGUGUUAAAUUGGAUAAAAUUUUGCUGGAAAUACAGAUUUGGAAAAUACAGAUGGCCCUGUGGCUUUUGCAACUGAGAAAGGCGUUGCCUUGGUCUCACAGAGCAUCAUAA